Molecule: messenger RNA, 4843 nt
Organism: Mus musculus (house mouse)
Lineage: Eukaryota; Metazoa; Chordata; Mammalia; Rodentia; Muridae
Gene: Otx2
Product: orthodenticle homeobox 2
Exons: 4
Coding region: 2049-2918 (289 amino acids)
Biological process (GO): midbrain development; regulation of DNA-templated transcription; diencephalon morphogenesis
Cellular component (GO): nucleus
Molecular function (GO): DNA binding; DNA-binding transcription factor activity; DNA-binding transcription factor activity, RNA polymerase II-specific
Source: RefSeq, a predicted model, not a curated record
GUCCGUCUGUCUUGUCUAUAGCGAUAUCUUUGUGUUCCCCCAGUCCGCAGUGACCUCCGCUCCUCCAAUGUGCAACUCUGCGGACGUGGAACUUCCUUGGGUGGGGGCGGGCGAUGUAUUUUAUUUUUCUAAUGAGAAUUUUGAGACGAAAUAAUGACCAUUAGGAAAAAAUUUGACGAUCUGUAGAAGAGGGAGGGAGUGGGAGGGAGCGAGAGCGCGUGCUCCUGGGGGUCGCUGCUACCGAAGAACGUCGCAGAAAUCCUAGGAGUCUAAUCUGGGAGUUGGGGAGGGGUUUUGUUCUUAUGCCCACGCUAUUCAUGGCUUCUCCUCGCGAGCUUUGCAUUUUGGCCCCUAGAUUGAGCUGGAGUCCUUAGGUUUGGUUCCAAGGGCGUAUUUUAGAAUCCAUGACAAAAUAAUGCUUGUGUAAUGUACCUAGGUUGGUAAAUUAAAACAAAGAUAAUAAGGUGGACGCUUCCGAAAGACGGAGCUCCCGAAGGCCGGCUCUCCAUUAUCGGCGGGGGCCUCGGGCUGCCUCUAGACUCCUCGGUUUGCAACGGGAGCCGAAAUCGGAGCGGAUAACCGAGGAGGCGACAGCGCUGGCGUCUUGUUACUCCCGCGCCGCCUCAGCUCCUGUUUCUCGUCCUCACUCCCCAAGCUUAAUGCCCCUCUGCUCUCCGCCUCUUCUCAAAGCCGCUAGGGCUCUUGAAUCUUUUACAACUCUCCUCCUCUCCAUCCCUAGGGGUGCGGCUCCCCCAAGCCCCAGAACUGUACACUGAAAGUCGGGGCUUCUGGGCCAGAUCGCCAGGCCGAGGCCGCUAGUUGGACAGGUUUUAAAGGCGACUGUGGCUAGUGUGGUUCAGGGCACGCGCGCCUCAGCCUCUGCGCGCAACUGGGACAGCCAGACCUGAGGGUGGGCGCCUGGAUGCUCCUGGUCAGAGACCCCGGAGUCCCUCCCUAGGAAGGACUUCGAGUUCUUAGUUGUUUUGUGUCUGGGGUAGCAUCGUGGCCCGUUAAGCACUUCUGUACUGCCUUUUCUGGCUUGGGGACAAUGAAGUGUCGUAGGUCAAGGCUGACCUUAUACGGAGGGGCUCGCCGAGGCCCAGCCCCUGCUCUCGGCCUGCCCCCAAAACGAACUAUUAGAAGGUCCCCGCUGACACCCGGCCUGGGCGACGGUUCGCGCGGCAAACUCCGAAGAAGUGGCGGUGUUGAUGCGUUCAAGGGACUAUUGAAAGCCAGUGUCCGAUUUCACUGGAAAAUCUGAAAACCUUAGAGCCCCAAACCGAUUUGGUCUUUUGGAGGGAGAAGGGUGUAUGGAGAGAGAAAGAAGGCCCAGCCGCGUGGACCACUUUGGGUGGGGACCGAGAGGAGUUGCUCUUCCUUGGAAACUGUGCCCUCCAUUCCAGAGCUUGGGGGGGGGGGGGUGUCAGGAUUUCGUCUGUUCACCUCGGGACUUUUUCCGGCCACUGAAAGUUAUUAGCACUAGAGUGGAGUUGGGCGCAAACUCCUCCCCCAGAGAAAGGUAGACACCCAGGCCUCUCCUUCCAGACCUAACACCGGGGCUUCUUCGAACUAUAAUUAAUAGUCAAGAGCAACCCUUUGGCACAUUUCUUUCUCCCUCCCUCGCGGGUGGUGAUGUUGAUUCCCCGAGGCCAGAAACUUUCACUCGAGUUGGCGGGCCUGGCGCCGGCUGUUUUCCAAAUGCCCGCGUACCUCCUUCUUCCUUUCCCUCCGGCUCUCGGUCCUCUCCCCUGCCUCAGGCCGAGCCGCCAGUCAGCGAAGUUUUGUUUCCUUUCUAUCAUGCAGAAAAUUAAUCAGCCAGGACGAGAAGCAGAGCUGAGCACGACGGCCUGUAAUUAAGGGACGUGUGCCCCUCGGAUUAUCUCGUUAGUUUAUCAAGAAAACAUUUAUUAUAAUUAAUUCUCGGACGAGUUCCGUCACUCCAAAUCUACCCACCAAGGACCCUGACCCUGUCCACUCCAGGCGAAUCGAGACCGUCCGGCUGGGUCCCCCCAAUUUGGGCCGACUUUGCGCCUCCAAACAACCUUAGCAUGAUGUCUUAUCUAAAGCAACCGCCUUACGCAGUCAAUGGGCUGAGUCUGACCACUUCGGGUAUGGACUUGCUGCAUCCCUCCGUGGGCUACCCCGCCACCCCCCGGAAACAGCGAAGGGAGAGGACGACAUUUACUAGGGCACAGCUCGACGUUCUGGAAGCUCUGUUUGCCAAGACCCGGUACCCAGACAUCUUCAUGAGGGAAGAGGUGGCACUGAAAAUCAACUUGCCAGAAUCCAGGGUGCAGGUAUGGUUUAAGAAUCGAAGAGCUAAGUGCCGCCAACAGCAGCAGCAGCAGCAGAAUGGAGGUCAGAACAAAGUGAGGCCUGCCAAGAAGAAGAGCUCUCCAGCUCGGGAAGUGAGUUCAGAGAGUGGAACAAGUGGCCAGUUCAGUCCCCCCUCUAGUACCUCAGUCCCAACCAUUGCCAGCAGCAGUGCUCCAGUGUCUAUCUGGAGCCCAGCGUCCAUCUCCCCACUGUCUGACCCCUUGUCCACUUCCUCCUCCUGCAUGCAGAGGUCCUAUCCCAUGACCUAUACUCAGGCUUCAGGUUAUAGUCAAGGCUAUGCUGGCUCAACUUCCUACUUUGGGGGCAUGGACUGUGGAUCUUAUUUGACCCCUAUGCAUCACCAGCUUCCUGGACCAGGGGCCACACUCAGUCCCAUGGGUACCAAUGCUGUUACCAGCCAUCUCAAUCAGUCCCCAGCUUCUCUUUCCACCCAGGGAUAUGGAGCUUCAAGCUUGGGUUUUAACUCAACCACUGAUUGCUUGGAUUAUAAGGACCAAACUGCCUCUUGGAAGCUUAACUUCAAUGCUGACUGCUUGGAUUAUAAAGAUCAGACGUCCUCAUGGAAAUUCCAGGUUUUGUGAAGACCUGUAGAAGCUAUUUUUGUGGGUGAUUUUUAAAUAUGCUGGGCUGAACAUUCCAGUUUUAGCCAGGCAUUGGUUAAAAAAGUUAGAUGGAACGAUGCUCUCAGACUCCUGAUCAAAGUUACCGAGAGGCAUAGAAGGAAAAAGGAAGGGGCCUUAGAAGGGUCCAUCAACCAGCAACCUGAAAUGGACAAACCAAUCUACUUAAGAUUCUGUUAUAGUUCUAGAUCAUUGGUUUCCUGAUUUGCAAAUGAUUGAUCAAAUAUAUUCUAGCGACAUGCAACCAAAUACCACUCAAAACAAAAAUCCAGCAAAACUGAGUUGUGAGGGAAGGGAGGGAAGGUCAUGGCCUUCAAAGCAGAGGUGAUCCGGUGUUUUAGCCAAUCUUUGGUUGAAUCUUAGGAAUGGACAAUGUCCCAGGCUCAUUCACGUUUCAUGACCAACAGGUAGUUGGCACUGAAAAACUUUUCAGGGCUGUGUGGAUUGUGCGACUGAUUGUCCUAGAUGCACUACUUUAUUUAAAAAAAAAAAAAAAGAUACCGCUCAUACGGAGUCAAUAUGUAGUUUAAGAGACAAUCAGUGUGUGUCUUAUAUAAAUGGUACAUCUGUGGUUUUUAAUCUGUGCUAGACUUCAAAACUGUGAUCUCCUGUUAUUGUAUGCAACCUUGAACUCCACCUCCGCAGGGGUUCUUCUGUGAUUAAAUAGGUUAUAAUUAUAAGCAAAAUUCAGAGCAACUGGAUACUGAUCUAGAAAGAUUACCUUGGGCUGGAGGUGAGCUGCCCUGCUGUCUCUGGACAAGGAUCGAGAAGAAGCAAAAGGACCCUAAUUCACCCGUAAUUUAAUGUUGGUAAGCCUGGCAGUUUAAAAAAAAAAAAAAAAAGACAUUGGUCAAUUGCUCUGACCCUGAUGACUUUUAAGCUGAGAUCAUUGUCAUUAUGCUUGCAGAUGUUAACUGGAAGUUAUAUAUGCAUAAACCCUUCCUGGAUUUGGCAGAUAUGUAUAAUUAUAUUAAAAUGGUUCUAGCACAACCUUGGGUCUAGUUUAAUUUUCUACCAUUGCUUAUGAAGGAAAAGCCCCGUGCUCAGCUACGCAGUUAUUCCCACCAUGUUUAUUGUACGGCAGAGAAGAAAUCAGUUAUUCCAUGCCUUCCGUUUUUGUUUGUUUGUUUGUUUGUUUUAACGUUUUCUCUUGCUGAUCUGUGAAUGAACCAGAUGUGAAUGGCAGUGGUUUAUAAACUUCUGUGACUUCCCUCAGGAUUGCUUCACAGUGGAAGUUGCUCCUCCUGGCCAGCCUAAUCUUUCCCUCCUUUGCUACAAACUUGAAUUGAAUUGCUAGGCACUUUGUCAGUAUGGGUUUUUGAUGGAUCAGUGUUUUGGUUUGUGUGUGUGUGUGUGUGUGUGUGUGUGUGUGUGUGUGUGUGUGUGUGUGUGUAUGUUUGAUUUUGGUUUUGGUUUUUGAGGGGCGUGAGGAUGGGGGUAGACUGGAAUAUUUCAGAAAAUAAGAUUGUCAAGUAUUUCUUGUUUCAGUUCUCUAAGGGCAUUUGUUUUCCUUUUUUUUUUACUUAAAAAAAAAAAAAGGCAGAGGUAAAGGAGGGAGUGACCAGGCUCUGGAUGGACUCCAAGCAGAGUGAUUUCUGAACAAGAGUUUCAGAAAACUUUAAAAACCUAUAAUUUCAGUAGUCAAACAUAAGGCACCCACCACCCACCGUCAGUGCCUUGUGGGGUGUGUGUGUGUGUGUGUGUGUGCUGGGGUGGGGGGAGGAGGGAGAGUCCCUUUUUGGCUGUAGGAGUUUACUAGAAUGGUCCGUGGUGCUCCUCCAGUAAGAAUUACUUAAUUUCACCUUAAACGUCUUGUGUUCUUAAAUUUGACCAAAAUUCAACGGCUCUUUGAUUGUAACCCUGUAAAUGAAGGUUAGCAGUUGAAA